GUUUAUCAGAAACUAUAUGGGAACUUCACGAUUUAAUGAUAAAAUGAAACCUUGAACAUGAUUUCUAGAAAAUUAAUUUACGAAAGAAAAUAAACAAACACAGAUGUGGUAAGAGAUGUAAAACAUUUAACUGCUACAUUGCGCAUGUCUGCUUUCCAAAAAAAUAAAAAAUAAAAAAUCUACACUAGCCUGUCUUGUAGUAUAAAAUGUACCUAUUGCGGUACAUCUUAAAUAUUCACAGGAAACAGUUAUUUCAAGUUCGAAAUAUAUACGUUAUAUAGUUGUGAAAUUUAAUUUCCUGCAAAAUUUGAUCUAAUCUUGAAAAUAUCUCAGUGUGAACCAUUUGCUAUACUCGAACGCAUAUGUAAACAAAUUAACAUAAACUGAUAAGCACAGGACAAGACUUAGUUUCAUUUGUUGUUUCAAAUCGAUUAGAAAACAACACAGAUAUGACUUCUAAGUCACAGACUUUGGUAUUAAUGUUGAUGACGUGUGCCUGGAAUGUGGAGGUAAAUGCGUUUUUGAAGCGGAGACUCAACACACUUGAGACGAGAGUGAACAGUAUAGAAAUGCGUAUUAAUACUGACAAUGAACUGACAAGAUCUACCUUAACAUCCAUGAGACAAGAUGUCGAAGCCUUAAAUACUUCCAUCGUCAUUCUUGAAGAUCAGGCGUGUGUGUGUUCAAAUGAGAGAGAAGAAAAUGAUAAACAAAUAAAGAAGAAUCUGGGACAAUCUGUUGUUGUUUCCCACCAGAGGGAAACAUUAAUCAAAAAAGGAUUCAUGGAUGAAAAGAAAUGGCUGAGAAAAAAGGUAAAAGUCAUUGAAAAUGAAAUGCGUAAAGUUGCAAAUCAGGUAGAAAGUAAUGACGAUAUAAUUGCGGAAACAGUCACAAGAAUGCAAGUCAAGGAAAAUGACCUAGACAGAAAAUUAACUGAGGUCAUUUCAGAGGUAAUGGCAAAGUGCAGUGCUGAAAUCAGAAAGAAAGACGAGAAAAUGGAUAGGCAACAGGCUGAAAUAGACGAUUUAAAACAGAUGAUAAAUGAAAUGAAAGAAGUGCCAGAUAAUCUACCAUGUCCUGAUGGCUGGACAAAGUUUCAAUCAUUUUGUUACUUAUAUGUUGAGGAAAAAAUGAACUACGUCUCAGCACGCGAAACAUGCCUCAAACUUGGGGCGAGUGUAGCGGACAUUCAGAGUUCGCCCGAAAACGAGUUUGUUUACAAGUUAUGUGAAAAUAAUGGACAUACAUGGACACGAUCAUCAUUGAAACGAAACGUGUGGUUAGGACUCACGGAUGAAGAAACGGAAGGUGUAUGGAUAUCUGAUAGGACCAGAGAAAAGAGUACAUACAUGAACUGGAACCCUGGUGAACCGGAUGAUUCUCCUUACCAAAACUGCCUGACGAUGGGAUUUGAAGCACCGUUUGAUCAAUGGAAUGACAUUUAUUGCGAAAGUACUAUUGGUCUACAAGCUCAGUUCGUUUGCAAGAAGGAAAUAUGAUACAUUUCAAAGAUUACUUUGUUGCAUACGGAUAUAUCCAUUUACUUUCUCUCUUGUUCUCUGCUAUUACUAAUACUCAUUUCUGACGAACAUUUUCGAAUGUGAGUUAUUGCAUCUGUAUAAGCAUUAAACCACUUAUUAACAUAACCUAUUUUUCAAAUAUUAUAUACAGAUUUCUUCCAAGGUAUGGGAAUGAUCGCAGAAGUGCUUGUUUCGAAUAAUCAAUGUAUUAUAAUGUAUUCCUCAAUGCUAUGUUAUACAUGUUAAUACUGGAAGCUGAUGUUUAAGUAAAAGAUAUACAUGCACCUGAUCAAAAUUCCGCUUAGCUCAGAAAGGAGAGCUUUGGUCUACGGAUUGCGGGGUCGCGAGUUCGAUCCUCGGGCGGGGCGUAUGUUCUCUGUGACGAUUUAAUAAAAGACAUUGUGUCUGAAAUCAUUCGUCCUCCACCUCUGAUAAUUCAUGUGGGGAAGUUGGCAGUUACUUGCGGAGAACAGGUUUGUACUGGUACAGAAUCAAGGAACACUGGUUGGGUUAACUGCCCGCCAUUACAUAACUAAAAUACUGUUGAAAAAACGGCACAAAACAAGAUCCAAAUUCUAUUUUGAAUAUAUUAUCUGUUAAAAUAUCAUAAUAACAACAUAAAGUCAACAAUAUUAUGUGCAUCAAUAGUACUGUGCAUUAUGUUUAACAGUAUACAGCAAUACAUAUAUAGCUAAACGCAGUAUAAAUGUGUAUUACACCAACACAAAUGGGAAUUUAUUUAACAAACGACUGUUCUUCCUGCAUUUGAUCAUGAAUAUCGCUCUGUACCAAUGGAUAGCUUAUGUAUCCAGUAAAUUUUAAUACAUUUGACAAGGAUUUACUACACCUGAAGUAAUUGUCUAUAAUAGCCUCGAUAGCCUAGCGGUAGAGCGUUCGCUUCGAGUGCGGAAGGUCGUGGGUUUGAUCCCUGGCCGCGUCAUAACAAAGACGUGAAAAAUGGUACCAGUAGCUCCCUUGCUUGGCGCUCAGCAUUAAAAUGGAAACUCAUACCCUCGUGGCGAUGGAUUCCAUCAGGAAUGAGGUGUCUAGAGUGAUUAAUAUAAAUUGUAGAACUUCCUUCACAAUCGACCUAAAAUAAAUUAACUGAAGUAGUUAAGUGAAAAAUAGCCAUUUGAUAACUUUAUGCAUAAUGUCUUUUUUCUUAAAAUUCAAUUAUUUUGUAACAGUAGUAAUAUUAGUAGAUAUGUUGUGUAUAUAUGAGUCUCUUGCAAUUUUUUCAUAGAAUGGACAUAUACAAUACCUGGUUAUAUCAAAUUUUACAAUAAUAUUUCUAUUGUAUUCUGUAUAAAAAUGAAUUAAAAAAAAACAACAACGAUAUAUGUGCUGUUUUUUUUUAAAAUAGUAUAGCUGUGAAGAUAUUUGUCAUGUUUGUUUGUUUAAGAAUGAAAACGAUUUUAUUAUAAUGCAAAUUAGUAUGUAAUUGUGUAUUGUUUUAUAUUGGCCUUGUCACCGAUAGAUAUUUUAAUAGAGAUUGUAGACCAGGCAUGAUCUUUAAACUCAUACCUAGCCACAGAUUCCAAUGGCUCAAAUCAUAAAUCAGUAUUAAAAUAUAUCUUAUAAUGUCAGAGUAGAAAUGCAUGAAAUGAAUUAUUUUGUUGAAAAAGAGGUAAUUAAAGGUGGCGAAAAAUAUGUUACAUUUUUUACCAGAAAACUGACUCUAAACGUCUGAAAUGCUAUUUUGAAGAAAUUCUGCAUCUUAUGAGUAAGCAAAUAUUUCGAAGAACAAUUACAGAUUAUUUUUUUGUUAAGUCCAUGCCAAAAUUUAUAGCAGUGAAAUAAACAAAUGAUCGGCAUGGUAUUUAUGCGUAUUGCACGCAUUACAUUAAUCAUCAAGUGCUUACCGAGUAGUUAACUAAUCGCCCAAACCUUAAGUUUGGCUCCACGUUUUGUUAUUAAGAUAUUCUCACAGUUAAAUGUCUUUUUAUUGAGUCUCUGAGACGACUUUUUUGUCUGUCCAAAUAUCCUACUAACAUUAAA
Molecule: messenger RNA, 3518 nt
Organism: Mercenaria mercenaria
Lineage: Eukaryota; Metazoa; Mollusca; Bivalvia; Venerida; Veneridae
Product: low affinity immunoglobulin epsilon Fc receptor-like
Exons: 2
Coding region: 450-1499 (349 amino acids)
Molecular function (GO): signaling receptor activity
Source: RefSeq, a predicted model, not a curated record